AUGGACAACACGAGUUUAAUCUUUGCGCGAGACGCUCACGGCGAUGUCCACAACCGUGGCAUGACGCUGUUCGCAGUGCAGUUGUCUUUCCUCAUCGCGGCUGGCCUCUUCACACUCGCCAGAGCGUACGUAAAGGUACGGAUCGUGAAGAGUGUUGGAGCAGAUGACUACCUCAUCUUCCUCGCAAUGAUCAUGUACACAGUCUACGGCGCCGUCGCGCUUCACGGAGUCAUCCAAGGCGCCACCGGGAAACACCUCACAGAGCUCACGGUUGAACAAGCUGCCAUCUCCCUAAGGGCGUGGUACAUCUGCGAAGUCAUCUACUCGCCCAUCACCCUCGCGAUCCGAACGUCCAUCUGCUUGCUACUCCUCCGACUCGCCCUCAACAAGGUCCACCGAUGGGUCAUCUACGUCAACAUGGUCAUCGUCUUGCUUAUUUCCAUCGCCUACUUCUUCAUCAUGACGUUCCAGUGCAGCCCGCCCUCAUACUUUUGGAGACAGCUAUACGGCGAGAAGGGGAAAUGCAUCAACUACAACAUCGUCCCCGACGCCACCAUCGCGCACAGCAUUAUCUCGGCGGUUUCGGACUGGUGUAUCGGGUUGUUACCGAUAGCCUUGUUGUGGAAUGUCAAUCUCAACCGCCGGACCAAGGCGUUGGUCGCCGUGCUUCUCAGCAUGGGCAUGGUUGCCGGUGUAGCUCUCAUCAUUCGGAUUCCCUUCAUCAGACGUCUCGCUAUCUCCACGGACUUCCUAUACGAGACGAUUGACAUCGCGAUUUGGACCGUACUAGAGCCCGCCCUCGGCAUUAUCGCCGCUUCAGUGACCAGCAUGCGCCCCCUCUUCCAAGGCUGGGGCUUCGGAUGGAGCACAAACAGCAAACACUCCCGUCCUUCAGGACCCAGCUCUGGCCACCCCAUCAACAAAGAGGCUGCCACUCCCCGGACGAAGGGGAUCACAGACCACAGCGACUCCACCAUCCGCACGUACGACGACAUCGAGAGGGCGCUGUCGCCUGAGGGCUCUGACAUUGAGCUCAACAAGACCGCCCGGGAAGACAGGGGCAGCGACGAGCACGAGUACCCCGAGUCCAGGCCGUCGUCGGACCUCGGGCAGAGGUAUCAGCACCGGGAGCCUCAGCCCUGGCCCAGGCCGGUGAUCAACGUCCGCACGACCAUCGAUAUCACGUCGCACUCUAUAGAUCAUGUCCUGCCGUCUACGACGUGUGUGUCUGAUCACAGUAGCAGCGACGACGACGAGAGACCGAGGAGAGAGGAGAAGAUGGCGCAUGAUCAGGCGCAGCGUUCAAAGUUGGAGCAGUAG
Colletotrichum chrysophilum is the source of this 1320-nucleotide messenger RNA. RefSeq lists its product as uncharacterized. The record is from RefSeq and is a predicted model, not a curated record. NCBI's taxonomy places the organism in Eukaryota, Fungi, Ascomycota, Sordariomycetes, Glomerellales, Glomerellaceae. The transcript has 4 exons. Bases 1 to 1320 code for a protein of 439 amino acids.